This is a messenger RNA of Paramecium tetraurelia, 2856 nucleotides long. RefSeq lists its product as uncharacterized. The transcript has 2 exons. NCBI's taxonomy places the organism in Eukaryota, Ciliophora, Oligohymenophorea, Peniculida, Parameciidae. The record is from RefSeq and is a predicted model, not a curated record.
AUGGAAGAUUAAGUUAAGAGAUUGUAAAGUCUCGUUGAUCACUUCUAGAGAAGGAGUAAGAUAAACAACUCUAAACUUGAAACUGAAUGCUAUGAAGUGUUUUCUGAAUGUGUAAUAAUUGUACAGAAAGAAAUCAGCAUUGAGUUUGGGAAUAUCAUGGACAAAUUAUUUAAUCUCGUUAGAGAAAUGUUGGAAGCAGCCCAAUCUCAAAUCAAACCCCAUCCUGAACCCAAAUAAAUUUUGUUGACUCCUUAGAUCCCUGAAUUUAUCAAUGCACUCCAAUUAGGAAGUGUUAACAUUUUCGACUCUUUGGGGACAUCAAAACAAAUCAAAAAUUAUCAACAAAUCCCUUGGAGUGAUUAUAAAUCCAAAGGUUAAGGGACCAAACCUUUAAGAACCUAUCAAGAUGUAGGUACUAGCACUAUCAUUGACUAUUAUUAAAAUUGUUAGAAUGCAUCAAACGAUCUUUUGAGAAAAGAAGAGGAAAUGAGAGAAUGGUUAGAAUUCACUAAUGAAACCAUCUCUAUGUUAAGUGAUGCCUUGGCUAAUAAAAAAUAAUUAGAUAUUGAGUUUCAGGGUAAGCCAGAGCAAUUGGAUUUAGUUAUAUCAGACAUUCAAUUUAAAAAGCUCAACUUGGAAUAGCUAUUGAAGUCAGUGAAUUUGGAGAAUCAAGGUGUUCAAAAUUAUGAUCACGCUGUUUAGUUGCUUCUAUAACAUAUCCAUCAUAUCUAAUAGUAGACAGCAGUCGCUAUAAUUCAUAGAUUUAAGUAAAAACAUUAAGAGAAGGAAAAGCAAUAGUAAAUGAUAAAUGAAAUGAAGGGAAAGUAAAAGAAAAAACCAAAUAAAAAUAAAGACGAUUGUCGUUGUUCAUAAUAUGUGAAUGAAAUUAUGGCAUUAAAAAACAAACUAGAAUAGAUACAAAAUGAAAUUUAGAAAAAGGAUAACCAAUUAUUAGAUCUCUAAAUAAUUAAUAAUUAGAAAGAGAUGCAAUGCAAAAUAAUGCAAGGGUAGCUCUAAUAACUUGAAGGUGAAAAGUCUGAAUUUAAAUAAAAAUUGGAUAAUAUGGUUAGAGAAUAUUCAAAAUUAAUUAAAAAGAAUAGUGACAAUGAAAGGGGGUAAGUUUCAUCUAGCAGCAAUGAUGAAAUCUUAGGAAACGCAGGAUAAUUAUAUCCAAGAACCACAAGCAGAGAAUUAUCUUUAUAAUAAUCAUAAAAAUAAUAAAACCAUUUAACCCCAAAAGACAAUUUCAUAAUUUAAAAGAAGACUUAACAAAUGGAAAGACUAGUUAAAUUGGUUAAUGUUUUAGAUGGAAACAAUCAAACAAGAAGAUUAAGUUAGAUGCAAUUUAUUUUGGAAUAAAGAGCUAGUUCUCAAAUACAUGAAUUGGCUGAUUUGAUUAAGGAUAUUGAAGAAAAUGAUUUAUUAUAAAAUGACAAUAUAGACAACAGUUAAAUUUCAAACAAUAUAGAUCCAACAUUAUCAAUGAGAAACUUAGAGAAUAAAUCUAAACAGAAUAUUCUUAGCAAUAAUUAAUUGCAGAGUUCUUUUGAAAUUGAAACCAGUAAUGAUAAACCUGCAAUCAAAGUCAGUAUGCCAACGGAAUAAUAAUCAUAUUAGUAAUAAAUUCCAAGUAGUAGAAACAUGUCUUCUGCUAGCAGUAAUUAAAAAAAGAAAGACUCCUUAGGAUAAUUAACUAAUCAAAUGGAUUUUCUAAAGACUGGAAACUCUGGAAACGUAUCCUCUCUAAAUUAAUUGUCCCCUCAUUACCCACUAUCUAAAGCAAAGUCAUCCUAAAAUAUCAACAGAUAGAGUUCUAUUAAAUCAGAAAAAAAGUAAUAAAAAGUAAAAUAAAGCGACUUAAAUUUAAAGGAUUAAUAAGUUUAGACUGAUUUAACAAUGAUGUCAAUUCUAUUUUAGACUGAAAAGCAUUGUAAUUCCCUAUAAGAAAAUGAGUAAAUCGAUAAUUAAUAGCUAUAACAAUAAAGAUCCAAUAGUAAGGUGAAUUUGUAACAUUAGUUGACUACAAGUAGUACCUUUAAUUUCAAUUCUGCUGGAACCAUGGGAUAAGGAAACUUUAAUUCCCCAGUUCAAUCAACCACCAAUUCCAACCUACCAUCUCCUCGAAAUCAAUAGUCAUGUCAUCAGACAAAUGUAUUCCCCUCUCCAUCAUCAUCAAUACACAAAACCAAAAUGCAAAGUUUGAAACUUGAGUAGGAAUAAAAUUCAACUUAAAUUUAGAAUAGUCAAUUCAAAGAACAAAGGAAUAUAUAGAGGAGAAAAUCUUUGAAAUAAAAAAUCUACGACUUAUAGGAGGAGAAACAUUUGAAUUAGCAACAUAGAAGGAUGUACACAACAAUAGCUACACAAUCCUAAACCACUUCUCCUCGUGAAUAUUACACUCCUAGGAAUAAAACAAAGGAUGAUCUAGUUUUAAAUAAAUUGUAAUAGGAGUAGGAAGAAAAAGAGGAGGAAGAAAAACUGUUCUAUGAUCAAAUGAUAAAUGAGACACCUGAGCAGAACGAAUAGGAAAUUAUUCAAAAGGCAAUCAACAGGACUCCAGGAUACGAGUUGGGUUAAGAAGUGGAUGAUAAAAUUAUGGAGACCAUGUUUGGAAAUCUAAAUAAGGCUCCAGAUAUUGUGGAGAUGAUUAUCCAACAAAGUAAGAAUGGCUAGUUGAAUUUUAGUGAGUUCAAAAGAUUUGUGAAUAAGAUGUAAGCAUUCCAUAAGAGAUGUGGUAGAGAUUGUAAUCAUUUAAUGCGAUUUUAUUUGAGACUGGGGUUCGUGUCGAUGAAGUACCUAAAUAAGAGGAAGAUGUUAAAAUUGGGCAAGCCGAAGGUUCUCCCUGGUUUCAAAUGA